AUUCAAUCCACUUUUUCAACUUUGUUUAGCAUGUCUGCAAAAGCAAGUACUAAGAGACCCACUUAUAAAGAAAUGAUUCGUGAAGCUAUUAUUGUUUUGAAAGAUCGUAAAGGAAGUAGUCAACCAGCUAUCAAGAAAUAUAUCGCAAACACAUAUCAUAUUGAAGAUAAUGCUACCUUGAAUCAAAGCACUUAA
Racocetra fulgida is the source of this 195-nucleotide messenger RNA. Lineage: Eukaryota; Fungi; Glomeromycota; Glomeromycetes; Diversisporales; Gigasporaceae. The record is from the annotation of a GenBank genome assembly.